AUGGCAAUCAUAAGAGAAGACGACGAGGACGACGACGACGACGAGAACAAUGAUAACAGUGCUGAAGGUAGUACUAAUAAAAUAGCGGACGAGUUGGAAACCAUCGCGAUGGAGCAAAAGCAAUCGAAACAAGCAGAGCUUCUGAGAGAAUUGGAAGAGGAGUUGUUGAAACGGGAAAACGUCUCUCAAACGCACUCGUUGGAGGAAGAGGAACAAUCGAAACAGUUUAGGAUUCAGAUGGCAAAAUUAGCCGCGCAAGGGAACAUGGGAUUGAGCAAAGACAAAGGUGGGGAGAUGAGCGCGUUAUCACCGGAGGAGUGCGGAGGAACGACGGAGAAGUAUUCGUGGACGCAAACAGAAACGGAGAUUAGUAUUCACAUUCCGCUGGAGUCGUUCGAAGUGAAAGGGAAGGAGUGUAAAAUCGAGAUCAAACGGAAGACUUUGGACGCGAAGAUACGAGAUGCGAUUGUUUUUAGCGAAGGAACGAAGAACAACAGACUCUUUGCGGACGUGAACGUGGACGAGAGCACGUGGGAAAUCGACUCGGAUGAAAAGUUAAAAACAAAGACGCUGACGGUGACGCUCGCGAAAGCGAAGAGGACGAUGGCGAAUAAGCACUGGUCGUACGUCUGUGAAAAUGAACCAAAGAUUGACGUGGAGAGAUUCGGACCACCAGUGGUUGGAGUGAAUGAGAGGAAUCCGAUGGAUAUGGAGUUAAUGGGUCAGAUGUUUGAGCAAAUGAAAACUUCGUCCGAGGCGGCGUAA
Molecule: messenger RNA, 765 nt
Organism: Bathycoccus prasinos
Lineage: Eukaryota; Viridiplantae; Chlorophyta; Mamiellophyceae; Mamiellales; Bathycoccaceae
Exons: 1
Coding region: 1-765 (254 amino acids)
Biological process (GO): protein folding
Cellular component (GO): cytoplasm
Source: RefSeq, a predicted model, not a curated record